GCUUCCUUCCCAUACCGGAAAUGACGGCAUCAAACUGCUGCCAUCAAAACAGGCUGAGUUGAAAGCAAGACAAUCUAAACCAUCUUUGGUCAAAAGGUACUCUAAAGUCCUGCCAUUGACUGCAUUGUCGUUGUUGCCACACGAGCAGGACAAUAUGAAUCCGCUCAGUUCAGAGAAGGAAACGUUGAUUGAUGAAAUUGAACAGAGUUUAUUCACUUUAACCGUGGACAAUUUACGUUACCUGUGUGAACGUCAUGGCAAAGAUGGAUCGGAAAUUAAAGGGAUGAAUCAUCGCUUAUUAAGACGUAAAAUCAUGGAGGAAAUGUGGGACAAUACAGAGUCAAUGAAAUCAGAGGAGCAGGGAAUGUCUUGGUUAGUCCAACUGAAAGACGACAUCAGAAGGAUACUGGAGGAUGCUAGUGGUGCACCAAUGAGUCCCAGCCAGUCCGAUGAUGCUGUAGACUGUGACGAAGAAUGCGACAAGGAGGACAGCGAUUGGUUGCCUAGCAAUGGACUGAAGGCGGAACACUUGAGUUCCAGCCAAUCCGAUGAUGACGCUGCAGACUGCGAUGAAGAAUUGGACAUGGAGGACAAGUAUUGGUUGGCUAGCGAUGGGCUGGAGGCAGAGGCAGAUCCGGAGAGGCACACUCCAGAGCAGAGAAACAAGCUUCCCACGUCACCCUCCGCCCUCCCGAAGUCCCCUGGUCGUGCCUCUCCCAGUAGCGUAUUACUGCUGGGUCUGAAGAGGGUGUCCGUGCGGCUGGUCGACUGCAGGAAAAUACUGGGGCAGAGUGGCCAUAUACUACACAAGACCGCUCAGACAGGAGAGAAUCCUCACAGCUCGUCUGCUGAACAACGCAAUGAAACCCUCUCAGGAGACAGUCCAAGCUCCCAUAUCUGUGAUCAUUGUGGGAAGAAUUUUAUCACAGCAAGAAGUCUACAACUACACAUACAGAACCUGAAGAGAUUCAGAGAGAACUUGACUGGAGAGAAACCACACGUGUGCUCUACAUGCGGAAAGGGAUUCAGUGAGACUGGAAGUCUAAAGAGACACCUGAGAACUCAUACUGGGGAGAAACCGUAUGUCUGCCAUCAUUGUGGGAAGGCUUGGAGUGAUUCUGGAAACUUAAGGAGACACAUGAAAAAAACUCACCCAGGAGAGAAGGUCAUUGUGAAGAGCGUCCUUACAGGAGAGAAACCUUACCAUUGCUCCUCUGACGACUGUGGGAUGAGCUUCGGUACCUCACGCAAACGCAGAGUACACCAGAGAAAACACACAAGAGAGAAGCUUCGCAGCACGCCUAAUGCUAAGCAACGUAAGGAACCCCUCUCAGGAGAUGGCUCCCAUAUCUGUGAUCAUUGUGGGAAGAGUUUUAUCACAGCACGAAGUCUAAAACGACACUUACAGUACCUGAAGAGAUACAGAGAGAACUUGACUGGAGAGAAACCACACGUGUGUUCUACAUGCGGAAAGGGAUUCAGUGAGGCCGGAAGUCUUAAGAGACACCUGAGAACUCAUACUGGGGAGAAACCGUAUGUUUGCCAUCAUUGUGGGAAGGACUACAAUGAUUCUGGAAACUUACAGAGACACAUCAGGACUCACACAGGUGAGAAACCUUACCACUGCUCGCAAUGUGGUAGGAAUUUUCGUGAAAAAAUAAGCCUUGUACAUCACCGGGAAGUUGUUCACACAGAACACCCUCACCGCUGUGCUCACUGUAUGAAGAGCUUCGUAAGUGCAUCGAAACUGGAAUCACACAUGCAAACCCGGCAUCCGCCAAAUGAUCCUCUGAAAAAACCACAUGUGUGCUCUGAAUGUGGAAGGGGAUUCAGUGAGGCCGGCAGUCUUAAAAGACACCUGAGAAUCCAUACUGGAGAGAAACCAUACGUCUGUCCUCGCUGCGGUAAGGAUUUUACUCAAUCUGGACUCUUACAGAGACACAUGAGAACUCACACGGGAGAGACACCUUACCACUGCUCGGUGUGCGGGAUGAAGUUUUGUCAUACAAUCUCGCUAAAGCAGCACCACCUGAAGAACCACAAGGGGGAGACGCUGGGUCCAGUCCGUAUGCACCAAGGCCCUCUUCCAUGCCCCCACUGUGGGGAGAAGUUCUCUACCAAGGCUCUUCUAAAGGAUCACCUGCAGAAGACCCACAAAAGCAGAGUCCACUGCCCACAGUGCGACAAGACUUUCUCCACUAAAGGUAGUUUACUAGUCCACCAGAGGAAACACACUGGAGAGAGGCCUUACCUUUGCCCUCAGUGUGGGAAGAGUUUCUCCCUGACAGGGAGUUUAAAACUUCAUCUCCGGAUUCAUGCUGGUGAGAAGCCUUACCGCUGUACUUACUGUGACAAGAGCUUCACAAGUAAGAGCCACUGCACUCUUCAUCUGCGAAUCCACACUGGAGAGAAACCGUACCAAUGCCCUGACUGCGGGAGGAGGUUUCGUGACGGGAAUGUCUUGAAAAACCACCGGCGGACCCACACAGGAGAGAAACCGUUCCAGUGCCGCGUGUGUGAUAAAGCCUUUGCCCAGUGGAGCAGUCUGAAGAAACAUCAGGAGACACACAGGCAAACUCCGCCUGUCUCUGUCCCAAGACUCCCUAAUCCCUACCUAUCACACAAUCAGCAUGUCCCUUAUCCCUACCCACAUCAGACUCCAUGGUAACCUGGUUUAUCACCUGUCCAAUCCCUUAUAGAGGGAUUCCUUACGAUACCCAGACAGAAAAAUACCAUCAUUUGGGGGAAAUUCACAAAAUAUAAUCCAUAGAAUUAACACCUUCCUAAUAUGGAGUUGCACCCCAUUUUGCCCUCAGAACAUCCUCAGUUCGUUGGGGCAUGGACUCUACAAGGUGUUGAAAGCGUUCCACAGGGAUGCUGGUCCAUGUUGACUCCAAUGCUUCCCAGUUGUGUCCAGUUGGCUGCAUGUCCUUUGGGUGGUGGAACAUUCUUGAUACACUCAGGAAGCGGUUGAGCAUGACAAACCCAGAAGCGUUGCAGUUCUUGACAAUAGGUGUAGCCUGGCACCUAUUAACUACCAUACCCCGUUCAAAGACACUUCAAUAUUUUGUCUUGCCCAUUCACCAGUUGAAUGGCACACAUACAUGUCUCUAUUGUCUCAAGGCUUAAAAAUCCUUCUUUAACCCGUCUCCUCCCCUUCAUCUACACUGAUUUAAAGUGGCUUUAACAAGUGACAUCAACAAUGGAUCAUAGCUUUCACCUGGUCAGUCUGUCAUGGAUAGAGCGUUUAGUACACUGUGUAUAUUACAUUUUUUCCCCCCAAUCACAGCCAGAUGUGAUGCAGCCUGGAUUUGAACCAAGUACUGCAAUGACUCUUCUUGCACUGAGAUGCAGUGACCACUGAGCCACUCGGGAGCCCCUGAGGCCCCUGUUUCAUAAAAUGGGGUUAACUUUAAAACUAGGAGAGCUUCCACUCUGGAACUUUGAUAUGCUUAUAGAGUAUAUUAUGUACAACUAUAUAAAUAUAUAUAUACACUACGUUUCAACAGUUUGGGGUCACUUAGAAAUGUUCUUGUUUAAAAAAAAGAAAAGCACAUUAUUCGUCCAUUAAAAUAACAUCAAAUUGAUCAGAAAUACAGUGUAGACAUUGUUGAUGUUGUAAAUGACUGUUGUAGCUGGAAACUUUUUAAUUAAAGAUUUUUAAUGGAAUAUCUAGGUAGGCGUACAGAGGCCCAUUAUCAGCAACCAUCACUCUUGUGUUCCAAUGGCACUUCGUGUUACCUAAUACAAGUUUAUAAAAGGCUAAUUGAUCAUUAGAAAACCCUUUUGCAAUUAUGUUAGCACAGCUGAAAAUGGUUGUGCUUAUUAAAGAAGCAAUAAAACUGGCGUUCUUUAGACUAGUUGAGUAUCUGGAGCAUCAGCAUUUAUGGGUUUGAUUACAGGCUCAAAAUGACCAGAAACAAAGAACUUUCUUCUUAAACUCAUUCUUGUCUAUUCUUGUUCUGAGAAAUGAAGCUUAAUCCAUGUGAGAAAUUGCCAAGAAACUGAAGAUCUCGUAAAACGCUGUAUACUACUCCCUUCACAGAACAGCACAAACUGGCCCUAACCAGAAUAGAAAGAGGAGUGGGAGGCCCGAUGCACAACUGAGCAAGAGGACAAGUACCUUAGAGUGUCUAGUUUUAGAAACAGACGCCUCACAAGUCCUCAACUGGCAGCUUCAUUAAAUAGUACCCGCAAAACACCAGUCUCAACGUCAACAGUGAAGAGGCGACUCCGGGAUGCUGGCCUUCUAGGCAGAGUUCCUCUGUCCAGUGUCUGUGAUCUUUUGCCCAUCUUAAUCUUUUCUUUUUAUUGGCCAGUCUGAGAUAUGGCUUUUUCUUUGCAACUGCCUAGAAGGGCAGCCAAAAACAAGGACAUUUCUAAGUGACCCCAAACUUUUGAACGGUGGUGUGUGUAUAUAUAUAAAAAUUGCCAAAUCAUUAUUUCUUUAUUUUUUGCUUUGUAGCACUUACAGAUGAAACAUGGAGUUUUAAAUUAGGCCUGGGUAAGGCCAAAAUUGAAUAACUUUGAUCAGUUAUUUCUCAAUUAUGCUUUCAGAGAUGAAUCUCAAAUAUAUGUAAACAAUCCUUCCUCCAAAUGACCACUCUAUGAUUUACAUUUUGUUACAAUCCCCCAAACCCAUCCCACUGGGCACACACCGGUUCAAUAAACGUUGUUCCCACGUCAUUUCAAUGAAAAUUACAUUGAACCAACGUGGAAUAGAAUUAGAA
This is a messenger RNA of Salvelinus fontinalis (brook trout), 4730 nucleotides long. Its product is annotated as zinc finger protein 345-like. The coding region runs from base 155 to 2668 and encodes 837 amino acids. NCBI's taxonomy places the organism in Eukaryota, Metazoa, Chordata, Actinopteri, Salmoniformes, Salmonidae. The transcript is spliced from 3 exons. The record is from RefSeq and is a predicted model, not a curated record.